AGAGAGCAGCUGGUUACUGAGAACGCCUAGCUGUUGCUGGUUAACCUAAUUACCAUUAGCUCCACUAAAGCAGGAGAGACGAUGCUGUUCUUGUUUGGCUAAAGAUGAUUUCAGGACGGCUGUUGUUGAUGUUUGUAGCCACUGCAAUGGCACAGAACGAUUUAUUUGUAGACUGUGGCGGCGAUGAUUCGGUCACUAUCCGGUGGAGACCCAGACUGGAUUUGUUUCAGAAAUUGGAUCCGUCCAGAGCUCUGCUGGGAAACUGUCCGCCAAGCUUCACGGUGUCCGACUACACGCUGCUCUUCUACGUGUUACUGCGAGACUGCGGCUUUCUCAAACAGGUGACGGCGGAUAGAGUGACGUACUCAAACAUGCUGAUCUAUGACCGACGGCCGGAGCAGCCUUUCAUUUCCCGAUCGGUCCAGUGCGUCUAUGACUCAACUGUAAGCAAGACGACAGCGUUCAGUGCUGUGGAAGAAGAUGAGAAUGAUGGACCGGUGGCCUUCAGCUUGGAGCUCAUGAAUAGUGAAUUCAGUGCUCCGGCUCUGUCUUCGGCUCCGAGGUUCUGGCUGGGCUCCGUUAUUCCCAUCAGAGCCGUAGUGGAGUCACAGACCCACAGGCCGCUGUGGAUCUACAUGAAGAGCUGUGUGGCCGCCACAGACGCAGAUAUCAGCCGCGCUCCUCAGGUGCAUCCCAUCAUCAUCAAUGCUGGGUGUCUGACAGAAAGCAAAUCCGGAAACUCCAGCUUUCUGCCGAGGCGGCAUCCUGCUGAAAUGCGCCUCUAUCUCCAAGCCUUCAAGUUUGCUCUUGGACAGAAUAUUUUCCUCCACUGUGAUCUGGAAGCAUGGGACGUUCAGCGCAUGGACAGGAAGGCGUGUCACUACAUGCAGCAGCAGCGCAGGUGGGAGCUCUUGGAUGAUCCGUCCCAGAGUUACGCAUGUUCCUGCUGCGAUUCCACCUGCUUCGGGGGAACAGACUCCACGAAAGGUAUGUUGGCGCGUAAAGUUCUGGGGCCGUUUGUGAUGGAGGAUAAAUCUCAGAGCAAUACGUCUCUGGACACCCAGCCGAGCUCUGAACGUGGUCUGACUGAAGCGUCAGUGUGGCUCCUGGCGUUUUCGGUGGCAGCGGCGCUAGUGACUGUCAUGGGUGUUUUGGCUGUGAGCUACUACCUGUGUUUCUGGAGAGGAGGACGCUUGGGCUACAGGCCCAGCAGAGAUCUGCUCACCAAAUACUGAUGAUUAGCUUUAAUAAACAUUUUGAAGUGGU
Molecule: messenger RNA, 1266 nt
Organism: Labeo rohita (rohu)
Lineage: Eukaryota; Metazoa; Chordata; Actinopteri; Cypriniformes; Cyprinidae
Product: zona pellucida sperm-binding protein 3-like
Exons: 10
Coding region: 105-1235 (376 amino acids)
Biological process (GO): positive regulation of acrosome reaction; egg coat formation; binding of sperm to zona pellucida
Cellular component (GO): extracellular matrix
Molecular function (GO): acrosin binding
Source: RefSeq, a predicted model, not a curated record